AUCCAGCAGAUGGCCGACAAGAACCACCCCAACAUUGUGAAGCUCCUUGGCUUUGCAAUCGGAGGAGACUUGAGGACACGUCCCGAGCAAGUUCUAAUCUAUGAAUACGUGCCCAAUGGCGACCUUCACAAGUGGAUUGGCCCAAAGGCAGAACGUCCUCUGACUCUGAAGCAGCGGCUGGACAUUCUCAUCGGCAUGGCACGGGGCUUUGAGUACCUUCACGGCUUUGGCAUCGUGCAUCGCGACAUCAAGCCUACCAACAUCCUCAUCACCGAUAACAUGCAGGCAAAGAUUGCAGACUUUGGGCUGGUGAGGAUGGGGGAGGGCACGAGUGUGGGCACAACACGCAUCAUGGGCACACCAGGCUACGUGGAUCCCGCUUAUUCCCGCACGUCCAAGGCCACCACCGCUAGUGAUGUCUACAGCUUUGGAGUGCUCAUGUUGGUUAUCUUGACAGGGCGCCCACCAUUUCUAGGGACAGAUGGAGAGGGCCAGCAGGUCACUGAAUGGGCAUCAGGGUGCCUCUCCUCGGGAGACAUGGAAAGCCUCAUGGAUCCCACCAUGGACGCCCCUGCAGAUGCUGUACUACGUGUCGCUCAGCUCGCCCUCGCCUGCACUGGAGAACGCACUGCAGACCGCCCAAGCAUGCUGCAGGUUGCCAACGAGCUGCAGGCCAUCCGGGAGGAGUGGGUGGGGAAAGAGGAGCUGAGCGCGGCUGUCAAGGUGGAUGCGCAGGUGCAGGAGUUGAAGGAUGUUGUCAGCAUGAACAGCCUCGACACCGAACUUCAGAUGAUUGAAUACAACUUGGGUGAAAGUUACCAUAAGUUAUAG
Messenger RNA from Closterium sp. Yama58-4, 831 nucleotides. Lineage: Eukaryota; Viridiplantae; Streptophyta; Zygnematophyceae; Desmidiales; Closteriaceae. The record is from the annotation of a GenBank genome assembly.